AAACGUCUUUCAUUUUUUUCUGUUUUGGCUCUACUGGAUUGACACUGAUGUCGCGGGAAAAUCUUGUCAGUUGCGAAACUUUUCCGACCGAUAAAAACGUUUGUAGAAUGGGGCAUCUAUAGCAAAGGGGGAGAUAAUGGGGCUGUUACAUGAUUCCAGACAUUUUUACCUUGCAAUCUGUCUCCCUGUAAAACGUAUUGCCAUGGGAACCCUAUCACCAGGAUUGCUAUGUGCGAGAGCUGAAGUCAAUGUGAUGGACUCGGCAAAGAGUUGGGUUGUUGCCGCUGCCUGCUGCUGGGUCAAUGCAUUUUCCUACGCCGUAUUUCGGUCGACAGCGGUGCUGUUUGUGAACAUCGUCCAAUCACUCGGCACGACGAGAGAAGAGGCUUCUUGGCCAAUCUCACUGAUGGGAAUAUUCUACUGCCUUUCAGCGCCUGUGGCGGGAAAUUUGGCCAAGCACGUGGCUAUUUGGAAGCUAACAGUGUGCGCAAGUCUGGUGGCACCCCUCUCUCUGGCUGUCUGCUUCUUCGGAAACAGCAUGCCUUUUCUCGUUGUAUUUUUGGGAAUCUUACAUGGCACAAGCCUGGGCUUCUUUUCGCUCUUCAACACGGUCAUUGGAGAGCAUUUUUCGCGCUAUCGGGCCAUCGCUUCGGGGAUAGCCAGUUCAGGAUAUACCAUCGGAGGCCUCGUCUUUCCACCAUUGUUUCAAGUUUUGUUUGACGAGUAUGGACUGAGAGGAGGGCUCUUACUAUGUGGCGCCAUCGCAUCCCACGCCCUGGGUGGCGCCCUUUUUUAUAGGCUUCCGCCAGGAGCAAAUGAGUAUUUUCCGAGUACAAUGAAUGGAACUUCUACUAAAAAUGGUGGUACGCGCGAAACAAAGGCAGAGAACCUCAGAAGAGUUAUAUCAUACGCCGAAGAAAUGAAUCAUUCGACACUUGACGUCAAUUCAGGGAGAAAAAAAUUGGGUGACCAGGAUAUUCAGCAGAAUUUACGAGGAAGCCGUUGUUUCCUCAACCGUACAAUACAAUCACUUUCUGACAAUAAUAUGCCAUCAGAGAAGACAAACAUGCUAGACUCAAAGUUCAAAAGUAACGAAAGACAAAGUUUUAAGAUCACCCUGCCCUCGUUUUUUAGACUUCCGAUGUUCUACAUGAUUGCUCUCUCCUACGCGCAAAUCCUCUUCAAUAUGUCAACUUACCUGACGGUCAUCGUGGACUUUGCAACGGACAGGGGUGUUUCCAAGUGGAAUGCAGUUCUUCUUAUCGCGAUUUACGGAGUGGCAGAUGUGGCAUCCAGGUUCGGGUCUGGUUGGAUCUCGGACAAGAAAUGUAUAAAGAGGAGCGCCAUGAUGAGUCUGCACUUUUUACUCUGGGCGGUGUCCUAUUUUAUGCUGGCUUCCACCACCCACUACACUUUUCAGGUUGUGUCGGCCAUCACCGCUGGCUGGAGCAACGGUGCCACUUCGAUGCUAGUCCCCAUCCUUGUGAUGGAACUCGUUGACGCUCAGCAAUUCAGUUUGUGCUUCGGGUUUGUAACGCUCAUCAUCGUACUACCUUUCUCCGUUAGACCCGUCAUGAUCGGUUUUUUUAGAGACACACUGGGAGACUACCAAGGCAUGUUCACGGUACUGGGGGUUUGCUUAAGUAUAAGCGCACUCCUCUGGAUGUGGGUUCUCGUGCGAGAACGGCGGCAAGAACAGGAUUUGCAGAAAAGCAAUAAAGUGAUCGCAUAAAAAGAUGUGAUCAAAAAUCAUCUUCAGCCGUUCGUUUAAUUUGUGGCGUCACUUUUUGUGGAAGAUCUUCAAUAAAGUCAUAUAUGAAGUUUUUGUAA
Ixodes scapularis (black-legged tick) is the source of this 1830-nucleotide messenger RNA. RefSeq names its product monocarboxylate transporter 12. Bases 137 to 1732 code for a protein of 531 amino acids. NCBI's taxonomy places the organism in Eukaryota, Metazoa, Arthropoda, Arachnida, Ixodida, Ixodidae. The transcript has 4 exons. Gene Ontology annotation, biological process: transmembrane transport. The record is from RefSeq and is a predicted model, not a curated record. Gene Ontology annotation, molecular function: monocarboxylic acid transmembrane transporter activity.